Messenger RNA from Lichtheimia ornata, 360 nucleotides. RefSeq lists its product as uncharacterized. The transcript is spliced from 2 exons. The record is from RefSeq and is a predicted model, not a curated record. Bases 1 to 360 code for a protein of 119 amino acids. Lineage: Eukaryota; Fungi; Mucoromycota; Mucoromycetes; Mucorales; Lichtheimiaceae.
AUGUAUCAACUUGCUUCAAUACAAACGGAUUCUUAUGGAUGGGAUGCCAUAUCAGCCAUCAAGCGAUACAAGAUCAUGCAAGAGAUUGGCCGCGACAGCUGGAUGGGAAAAGGAAGGGAUAUCAGCAGCGAUCAAAUGAUGGAUCUUUCAACCAACUUGCAAUGGCUAUGGGUGGAUGGGAAGGAUGAAUCACAUCACGUGGAUACGGUUGAGGAUGAUGAUGGAAGGUGCUUCACAGCCGUGGGUGACAUUGGAAUGCUCAAGGCAUUGCAUGCAGCAGCUAUUUUGAAAUCAUGGAUGAAGGAUGUUUAUGAUGGCAGCAACCAAGAAUACAAUGACACAAUACAAAGCUCUUUGUGA